AUGUCCUGGCUCCGUCGAAUGUGGAGUAGAAAAUUCGAUCAGUCUAGUGAUGAUGAUUACUAUCGAGAGAUUCAGAUCCCUCGCUUUUUUCUUGCUACCAGUGGCAUCUGGACAGAACAUGUAAAAACUAAUAGAAUCAGAUUUUCCAUUUUUGUGACCAUACUGAUACUGUUUGCCGCUCUACCUCGCCUCCUAGGCCUGUUCACCAUCGUCAAUGAGAAUCAAUUAUUCUAUCAAAUCGGUUCGCUCCUGUUUUACGUUAAUGUGAUAUGCGCCAUGUUUCUACUCCGCUUCAAUUCAGACAUCCGUCGAUCUGUUCUGGCGGAAAUGCGCGAUGAUUGGGAGACUACUCAUGACGUGGAGGACAAACAAGUUAUGCAGUACUAUGCUGAGUAUUCAAGAAAGGUGUCAUUGCUUGUCAUUACAGUGAGAGGUGUUUCUUUAAUCGGUAAGUUCAGAUCUUUGAAUCCACUGAUCACUUCAAUCAUAAGGGGAGACAACAUGUCAACUGGCAAGAAGAAGUAUCCGUUCCUGCCGUCUGGAACAUUCUUUGACACUGUGAGCAGCAUCUGUUACUUGAUAGCCCGCAUUGUAUCUACUGUCACAAUGAUUGGAAUCGACACGUUCUUCGCAAUCUUGACCAUUCAUACUUGCGGACAACUAGUUAUACUUGCGAAAAGGAUCACAAGGUAUCGAGGGCAAACUCAUCAUCAGUUUGGAGAAAACAUCCCGAGGACCUGCAGUUGCUUGAAGUGCAUCGUUGAUUCUCACGUCAGAAUCUGCGACUUCGUUAAAAGAAUUGAUAACUAUUUUUAUAUCGUCUUCUUUAUGAGACUGCUUGUGGGAGUGAUUGACCUGGCUUGUAGUGGCUUCGAGCUUUCAAAGGCAAUUGCUAAGGGCGAGUACGCAUACCUGAUGACAUUCGUAAUUUCUACGCUGUCAACCUCCUCAACCUUUUUGAUCAACUGCUCAGUAGCAGAAACAUGCCAGCAAGCGGGCUAUGCUCUUGGUGAUGCUGCUUACUCUGUUGAGUGGAUCACAAAACAGCCGAGAAUUUUACGACAUUUGAUUUUCAUCAUUCGUCAAACAAGACUUCCGCUAAAAUUCACUGCGGGGAAGUAUUUCAUACUCUCCCGGAGUCUCUUCAAGGAGUAUUUCCUAACAGCCAUGUCUUACAUCUCAACACUUAUAACUAUCAAAUUAGGCAAAUAA
Molecule: messenger RNA, 1212 nt
Organism: Diachasma alloeum
Lineage: Eukaryota; Metazoa; Arthropoda; Insecta; Hymenoptera; Braconidae
Gene: Or43
Exons: 4
Coding region: 1-1212 (403 amino acids)
Biological process (GO): sensory perception of smell; detection of chemical stimulus involved in sensory perception of smell
Cellular component (GO): plasma membrane
Molecular function (GO): olfactory receptor activity; odorant binding
Source: RefSeq, a predicted model, not a curated record